This is a messenger RNA of Cicer arietinum (chickpea), 1963 nucleotides long. Its product is annotated as cyclic dof factor 2. Gene Ontology annotation, biological process: regulation of DNA-templated transcription. Lineage: Eukaryota; Viridiplantae; Streptophyta; Magnoliopsida; Fabales; Fabaceae. Gene Ontology annotation, molecular function: DNA-binding transcription factor activity; DNA binding. The record is from RefSeq and is a predicted model, not a curated record.
UCACCUCCCCUCUCUUUCUCUCUCUCUCUACAACAACUUUUUCAGUUUUUUUUCCUCUUUAGAGACAAAAGAAACAAACAACAGAAAAGGUUUGUUUUUCUUUCUUCAUCUGUGUUUUUUUUAACAUAGAAAAAUGUCGGAGACAAAAGACCCGGCGAUUAAGCUAUUUGGAAAGACGAUUCCGGUGCCGGAUAUUCUUGUCGGAACUCCGGCUUUAUCUUCCGGUGAUGUUGUUGACGAGAGUAUUGAUCAGAAUCAUGAUUCUUCUAUCAACUCUUCUAAGGAUGAACAAGAACAAGAAAUUGUGAUGGACACAUUGGGAGACAAACCAACUGAUGGGAAAAAGGAAGAUGGAGUCCCUACCAAAUCGUCGGAAGAAUUCUCCACUCCAGAUGCAGCCUCUAGGACUGGUGAAGAAUCUGAGAGGGAGGCUGCUACGUUGAAAACUUCAAAGAUUGAAGAAGAACAAGAUGAGACAAGUAAUUCACAUGACAAGAACCUAAAAAAACCAGACAAAAUAUUGCCUUGUCCCCGUUGUAGUAGCAUGGACACCAAAUUUUGCUACUAUAAUAAUUAUAAUGUCAACCAACCUCGUCACUUCUGCAAGAAUUGUCAGAGAUACUGGACUGCGGGUGGAACAAUGAGAAAUGUACCGGUAGGUGCCGGUCGCAGAAAGAACAAGAACUCUUCUUCUCACUAUCGUCAAAUAACUGUCACCGAAUCAACACUUCAGAAUUCUCGGACAGACUUUCCGCGUAGAUCCUACCAACCUUCUUUGAAAUGCAAUGGUACACUACUUACAUUUGGAUCCGAAACACCCUUGUGUGAAUCAGUGGCAUCUGUUUUGAAACUUGCUGAUAGAACAGUGCAAAAUUACGCAAGAAAUGGAUUUGAUAAACCUGAAGAACUACGAAUUUGUGUUCCACAUGCCACUGGAGAAAAAGGCGAUGAUCAAUCCAAUAAAUCAUCUAUUACCUCGACAAAGUCAAUGGAAGGUGGAAGAACCAAUGUAUCCCAAGAACAAGCUAUGUCGAAUGGACAAAGUUUCCCCCUACAAGGUCACUACUUUCGUCCUGGAACUCCUUGGCCUUUUCCAUGGAACCCAAUGCAGUGGAGCUCACCAGUGCCACCACCUUCUCUUUGCCAACCUGGAUUUUCUCUACCACUCUAUCCUGCAACGACUUACUGGGGUUGUACCGUGCCAGGUGCAUGGAACAUCCCAUGGCAAGCACAACCAUUAUCACCAAAUGGUGCAAACCUUAACUCUAGUCCCAACUCUCCAACCUUAGGUAAACAUUCAAGGGAAGAUAACUCGAUCAGAUCGAGUGACUCCAGCGGAACAGAUGGAGAUGGUAAGAAAGAAAGUAGCGAAGAAAAGUGCUUGUGGUUUCCAAAAACUUUGAGGAUUGAUGACUCAAGAGAAGCAGAAAAAAGCUCGUUCUGGACAACACUCGGGAUUAAAAAUGACAACACCAACUCAGUUCCUUCAAGAGGACUCUUUGAAGCAUUCCCUUCAAAAUGUGAUGAUAAAAAUCACUCGGUGCAAGCCUCACUUGUCUUGCAAGCCAAUCCGGCAGCACUGUCUAGAUCACUUAACUUUCAAGAGACUUCGUAACCACUUAGCUUAUAUAUCGAUAAUUGUGUUUUUGGAUGCAUCAAAUUGAUUCACGGCGUUCAGCUUUCCUGAGGAAAUCAUGAACUCUAAAGCCACUUUGGUUCGCCAAACUUGUUGGUAAUAGUUCUUGUUAGUUCAUGUACAUAUAAGUUCAUAUGACAUAGUGAGUUUGUUUUCCAACACCUCUUAUGUAUAUAGAAAUAAGAAUAAGAAUGAGGUUUCAUAUUGUACUUUACUUCUUGUUCUGGUUUCUUUCUUUUAGAAUGCAACUUAUGUUUUUCAUUGACUUAGCUACUUUGGCUUGGUUUAUAAAUUAUAAUCAUUACUUAUUAGUGGAAACUUUAACUA